Molecule: messenger RNA, 1425 nt
Organism: Fundulus heteroclitus (mummichog)
Lineage: Eukaryota; Metazoa; Chordata; Actinopteri; Cyprinodontiformes; Fundulidae
Product: high choriolytic enzyme 1
Exons: 9
Coding region: 253-1122 (289 amino acids)
Biological process (GO): proteolysis
Molecular function (GO): zinc ion binding; metalloendopeptidase activity
Source: RefSeq, a predicted model, not a curated record
UCUAAGCGUCUCAUUUCAGAAAGUGCUGAGUAAUGAAGGUCAGCAGCGGGACCACCUGUUGCGGAUCAGUAGUGGACUUGAGUAAAUUACACCCGCCGAAUGAUGAGAGGUCUCGGGGCCACACUCAUCACGGGAGAAGGGCCCAAUCAGUACCGAGCUGUGGAGGAGAAGCGGAGUAUAUAGAUUCAGUGAAGAUGGGAACUUUACUGAGCUCUCGCAUCUGAACCUGGGGAACCAACCUGAGAGGCAACCAUGGAUUCCACGAUUGUGCUUCUGGGCAUCUUGUUUGGCGCGCUCAUCCCGGUGGACAUGAUCCCUGUCAAGAAUUCCACCGGUCUACACGAGGGUAAGCUGAGACUGAAGAGGAAAUACUCCGGUGAGAUUUUAGAAGAAGAUGAAAUCACAGGCCGAGAUGCAAUGACUGCAAUGGAUCAGAUCCUAGAAGUCAACCGCAAGCUGCGAGCGCCCAGAGGGCUGUCAUUCAGAGAAGGAGAUAUUGCCAUUCCAUACAUGCGCAGCGCCAUAAACUGCCCUGGGAAUGCCUGUCUGUGGCCUAAAUCAGUUGAUGGAUUUGUUUACGUUCCCUACAUCCUCUCCCCUCUAUAUGAUGACAUGGAGAGAAUCACAAUAGAAACAGGAAUGCAAGAAAUUUCCUCUGGAACCUGCAUCAAAUUUGUUCCUCGCACUCACGAGGGCAGCUUCCUCGACAUCCAGCCCAGAUACGGCUGCUGGUCGUUCCUGGGGCAGACCGGAGGAAGCCAGACCUUGUCGCUGCAGACCCCCGGGUGCAUGUGGUCGGGGAUUGCCGCUCACGAGUUCAUGCACGCCCUCGGCUUCGUGCACGAGCAGUCCCGCUCGGACCGAGACCACUAUGUCACUAUUGUGUGGAAGAACAUUAUGCCAGACCACAUACAUAACUUCAGGAAGCAGGUGACAAACAACCUGAACAGCCCCUACGACUACAGUUCUGUCAUGCAUUACGGACGAUAUGCGUUCUCUGAAGACGGGGGACCAACAAUCAUUCCCGUACCAGACCCUUACAUUCCCAUUGGCCAGCGAGAUGGUCCUAGUGCGCUUGAUCUCCACAAAAUAAAUGUCCUCUAUAACUGUGGAGUUAAUUAGUAACGAAUCCAGACAUCUCUACUGUAAGGUCCUGCCAGAUGUGUGAAGUCGUUUACAUCUUCUUAAGCAAAUGAUGCAAAUGAUGUAACUGAAGAUAAUUCAUUUUGCAAUAGAUGAGCUUUUAACAUUCAAGUUUUUUUUUUUAUGUGUUCAUUCAACCUUUAGUGCAACGCCAUUUAAUUGCUAAAUCAUCAGCUAAGAUAUGCAUCUCUCAACUAUAUACAUGGCAUAAUUAAGCGUGUCCCCGUGCUGAAGCUCUUCGGAUGAUUAUUUCGGGUGUCUUUAAAAAAUGCAUCCCAUCUU